UUCCAUCCAUUCUCCACCCCUCUCUGAGGGAAGAAGGAGCAGCCCAGCCUCCGAGGUGGUUUCAGCUUUUGUAUGCUGGCUUCCUCUGCCUUAGCAGCAAGCAAGCAGACCAAGGGAACAUUCCGGCAGGCUGCUUUCCUGCAGCUGAGGAGACAGCAUCCAUGGACCUCCAUUUGAUUAGGAUAUGUCACUGUUGUCAGGGCAACUGUUAACGGUGGCGUAUCAUAUUUUCUCCUCUUGGGCUGCCUGCUGAAUAUUUCAGUGUGCAGUAGCUGGAAAGAAGAAGAUACGGGGAGGGAAAAGGUGCUGCAUCAGGAAGGACACAAGAUGUGGGAUCUGACUGAACAGGUUUAAGGCAGCAAGAGGAGGAGGCAUCUAAUCCGAUGGGCCUUUCAUUAAGGCCUUUUAUUUUGUUUUGUUUUUGUCAAGCUGGAGGAAACUGCAGGCCCCCAUCUGCCAAGUGGAUGUUGGUAUUUGUCAGCUGUUUACGCCCCGCUUAUCCAUACAGGAUCUGUUACAAAUGAACAAGCUGCUUUGCAGCUAGCUAGCUGCUAAGUGGAGGCUGGAACUGAGAUAUUGAAGUAAGGAAGAAAAUAGCAAUAUGCCUGGUUCAGCAACUGCUGUCAGACAAGAAAGACUAAAGAAGGCAGGCAUGAGGCCAAAUACACCUGUUCUGUUCACCAUUAAUGAGGAGGAUGAGCAGCAAAAGAACGGCAAUUCCAAGAGACAGAAAGUAUCUGAGAACUCCAAAGCGGUACACGACAAAAAAGCUGUUCUAUCCAGCCGCCCCACCUGUGCUGCUUUAGGGCAGAACACUAGCAAUGCUGGAGCCAAGCCAGACUCUGCACCAGUACUGAAAGUUGAUGAAAGACAACGACUUGCCCGAGAAAGGAGAGGAGAACGGGAAAAGCUGUUAGCUGCAAGAGAGGCUGCCUGGUUAGAAAAAGAAGAGAGAGCCAGACAAUAUUAUGAGAAACAUCUGGAGGAACGCAAAAAGAAAUUAGAAGAGCAGAGGCUAAAAGAAGAGAGGAGGCGAGCUGCAGUGGAGGAGAAACGACGACAGCGGAUAGAAGAGGACAAGGAAAGACAUGAAGCUGUCGUGCGUCGCACAAUUGAGAGAAGUCAGAAACCAAAACAAAAGCAAAAUAGGUGGUCCUGGGGAGGUACGCUUCAUAGCAGCACCAGCAUUAAUAAUACAGGUUAUUUUGUUGAAUCAUCAUUCACCUUUCUCGAUUUAGCAGGCUUGGAGUACCACUUCAGACUUCUGGGUGGUGCUAGAAAAUCCGAUCCAGACAGGCGGUCUGUUUCAACAAUGAACCUUUCAAAACAUGUUGAUCCAGUCAUUAACAAGCGACUCUCCUCCUCAUCUGCAACAUUACUAAAUUCUCCAGACAGAGCUCGACGCCUACAGCUAAGCCCGUGGGAGAGCAGCGUUGUUAGCAGACUACUGACACCGACUCAUUCAUUCCUGGCCAGAAGUAAAAGUGCAGCAACCUUGGCAGGAGAUGCAGCAUCUUGCAGCCCCAUCAGCCCUCUCUCCUUCAAGGCUAUAAGCUGUCGAUACCCGGCAGACAGAGCAAACCUCUUUGGCACGGCACCUGAUGUUAGACGUAGGAGGACUACACAUUCUGCAAGGAUGAAUAGAAAAGAAAAGGAAAGGGCACUUUCAUUGUCUAACCCUUCAUCUGGCAAAAAAAGAGCACGUUCACCUUCUACCUUCAGAAGUAAAUCAGCUGCUUGGCAUGCCUCUAGGUCUUUACCUUCUUUGCCUGGAAUACCCAAAAAGAUGACUUCAGCACAUGGAUCAUCCAGAAUCUCUUCCGCUCAAGCACGCCCUCCUUCCCCUGGCAACAUUCGACCCACUAAAAAUGAGCACAAACUGGAAAAUGCAAAGAAAGAAAUGCAGCAGGAACCUGAGAAGGCAACUGAAGAAAAGACAGACGAUGGGAAAGCAACCUCCAAUCCCACACUGGUUGCAAAUGAAGAAGGUCCUCCUUGUACAACAGAAAACGCACAAAUUGCUCUUCCAGUUUUGCCCUCUGCUCCUUCGGUUGCUUCACCAUCUCCUGUCUGUAGCAAGCCUUCAGCAGGGACAACAGACCCAGAAGAAGCAACCAGGUUGCUUAGUGAGAAAAGGCGGCUGGCCCGGGAACAACGAGAACGGGAGGAGCAGGAAAGAAGAGAAAGGGAAGAGACUGAAAGACAAAAGAAGGAGGAGCUGGCACAGAGGAUAGCUGAAGAAAGAGCUCGCCGAGAAGAGGAGGCUCAGAAGCAGGAAGCAGAGAAGAAGCAAAUAGAGGCAGAACAGAAGCAGGAAGAAGACUUGCGCCGCCUGGCUGAAGAAAAAGAAAAGAAAGAAAGAGAGGAAAUGGAACAGCUUCAGAAGCAGAAGGAAGAAGAAGCUCGGCUAGAGCGUGAAAAGCAUUUUCAGAGAGAAGAGCAAGAGCGCUUGGAAAGGAAGAAGCGUCUUGAGGAAAUUAUGAAAAGAACUAGGCGAACAGAAGCUGCAGAGAAGAAAUCAAAUGAACAGCAAAAUGGGGAGAUAGCAAAAGAAACAGCCAUAAGCAGCCCUGCAUCUCCAUUAAGUCAUGUGACAGGCGCUCAGGUGCAGCGUGUGCCAGAAUCUCCAUGUAAUGGGGAAAUGGUGACCCAUACACACGUGCUCAUUUCUCAUCAGCCCACAGUAAACCUAGACAGUAAUCUCGACCCAGGAAAACAUCCAAAUGAAAAUGGCGUGUGUAUGCAGGAUGAAAACUUUGAGGAGGUCAUCAGCUUACCCAUGGGGACAAAAUCAUCCAGACUGGAUGCUAUGAACAAUGAUGAGAAGGAGAGUUCUGACAUUUCUUUGACUCCCAUUUUGGCCUUUGAAGAGAAGGGAACAUUAGGGCCAUUGCCUCAGGUAGACAAUGUUCAAACACAUCAAACAGCAGAAGUUGUCUGAUCUCUGGUUACAAAUUACCAAAGGUGACCUAAAAAUCUCUGCAGCCAAUGGAGUUCCUUCCAUGCUAUGAAGGAGUGUGGUAGUUUUUGCACUCUCGAAUUUUCUAAAGAUUUCUUGGAUUUUUUUUAAAACAUAGUAAAAAUCAGCAGAAGAAUUUCGUGGGAAUAGACUUGGAUUACCUUUCUAUCAAAUAGAUCUCACUACUAGGAAAAUCGUGUUUCAUGUGCAUAAAUUGCUUUUAUCCAGCAAGUACCUUUGGUUAGCAUAAUGGAUAUUUUCUGCAUUCUUGAAGAGUUUAACUGGAUUCUAAUAACAAUGGGCUGACUGGGGUAUGCACUUGUCAUUGGUUUUGUAUUGUUUUGGAAGAUGGGUAUUUUGGUUUUAAAAGGUAUAAUGUAAAAUCAGCACCUACUGAUUGAAUACUUGAAAAGUAAAUGCCUCACAGCUCUACAAGUAGGGCUACUGGGGUGUUUUUUUAUUUAAGCCUGUUGGUUUAAAUAUUAUUGCAGAGAGCUCUUAAUUAUGGGGGCAACAUAAAGGCUUCUGUAUCAGGUUCUUGUAAAUGUAACUCCUACAUGGACAUUCUGUAUAUUUAGGCAUCACUACUGUCUUCUUGCAUUUUCUUUUAAAAAUAAAACAAAGCAGGUUUUAAAAUGUGAAAAAUUGAAAGCAUUAUUUUUUCAUGGAUGAAAUGGAAAACCUGUUGUUAUCCUAGAUAAUGUAUUUAUUAAUUUUGUUCAGUACAAAUAAAUCAGAAAAA
Molecule: messenger RNA, 3701 nt
Organism: Rhineura floridana
Lineage: Eukaryota; Metazoa; Chordata; Lepidosauria; Squamata; Rhineuridae
Gene: MAP7
Product: microtubule associated protein 7
Exons: 19
Coding region: 602-2941 (779 amino acids)
Biological process (GO): microtubule cytoskeleton organization
Cellular component (GO): microtubule cytoskeleton
Source: RefSeq, a predicted model, not a curated record